Molecule: messenger RNA, 2056 nt
Organism: Telopea speciosissima
Lineage: Eukaryota; Viridiplantae; Streptophyta; Magnoliopsida; Proteales; Proteaceae
Product: protein ACTIVITY OF BC1 COMPLEX KINASE 7, chloroplastic-like
Exons: 19
Coding region: 1-2013 (670 amino acids)
Biological process (GO): regulation of response to reactive oxygen species
Source: RefSeq, a predicted model, not a curated record
AUGGCUGGGAUGCAAGCAGGAAGCUUUUCCAGAGAAGUCUACUGGAGUGACUUGCAAAACAGAGAGAACGAGGCUUGGGGGUCUUAUGAUCUUUCAAUGGCCAUAAUACUAGCUUCUCAUGGUCUCGGUUUCUCAGGAUCAAUAUCUUCUCUAAAGCUUGAGAAUGAUAUUCCUGAACGCAAUAGGUUUUUCAGGUUUCGGGUGAAUGCCGCAAGCAUAGUUAAGAAAAACAUUAAUGGUCCAGCUUUGGUUAAGGCACCAAAAAUCAGGGGCUUUAAAGAGCUUCCAUUUACAGAGGAACUGAAAGUUCUGGCCUCAGAUGAAGGUUUCAGUUGGGCCAAUGAAAAUUAUAGUUCCUGGCAAAGGAGUAUAGAUGUGUGGUCGUUUGUUCUUUCUCUACGUAUUCGUCUUCUUUUGGACAAUGCAAAGUGGACAUAUGUUGGAGGCUUCACAGAAGAUAAGCAAAAAAGUAGAAGGCAAAGAACUGCAUCAUGGUUGCGAGAAUGUGUGCUUCAACUUGGUCCAACUUUUAUCAAACUUGGACAGUUAUCAUCAACUAGGUCUGAUCUAUUUCCACGAGAGUUUGUGGAUGAACUCACCAAGUUGCAGGAUAGAGUCCCUGCGUUUUCACCAGAGAAAGCUAGAAAUUUCAUAGAAAGAGAAUUGGGAGGCCCAAUUGAUGCAUUUUUCAAGGUGUUUGAAGAUAGGCCAAUUGCUGCAGCCAGUCUUGGUCAGGUGCAUCGCGCCAUUUUACAUAACGGAGAGAAGGUGGUUGUGAAAGUUCAGCGGCCUGGUCUCAAGAAACUUUUUGAUAUUGAUUUACGAAAUCUGAAACUAAUUGCAGAGUAUUUUCAGAGAAGUGAAACAUUUGGAGGUCUUACAAGGGAUUGGAUCGGUAUAUAUGAAGAAUGUGCCACGAUUUUGUAUCAAGAAAUCGAUUAUAUAAAUGAGGGUAGAAAUGCUGAUCGGUUCCGCCGGGAUUUCCGAAACAUAAAGUGUGUUCGUGUACCUCUGGUGUUUUGGGAUUACACUGCUACAAAGGUAUUGACAUUGGAGUAUGUUCCAGGUGUCAAAAUCAACAAUUUGGAAGUGAUAGAUGCGCAGGGCUAUGAUCGUACUCAAAUUUCUUCACGUGCAAUUGAAGCAUAUUUAAUUCAGAUACUAAAAACUGGCUUCUUUCAUGCGGAUCCUCAUCCUGGAAAUCUUGCUAUUGAUGUGGAUGGAUCACUCAUUUACUAUGAUUUUGGCAUGAUGGGGGAGAUAAAAUCUUUCACCCAGAAAAGACUGCUCAAUCUUUUCUAUGCAUUUUAUGAAAAGGAUGCAAAAAAGGUAAUGUUAAGCCUGAUAGAUCUUGAAGCACUCCAGCCCACUGGAGACAUGUCAUCGGUGAGGAGGUCUGUGCAGUUUUUCUUGGACAAUUUAUUAAGUCAGACACCAGAUCAGCAGCAAACUUUGGCCUCAAUUGGUGAGGAUUUGUUUGCAAUAGCUACAGAUCAGCCAGUCCUCUUCCCCUCCACAUUUACCUUUGUAAUGAAGGCUUUUAUAACACUCGAAGGAAUUGGUUACACGCUAGACCCGAAUUUUUCCUUUGUGAAGAUUGCUGCACCUUAUGCACAGGAGUUAUUAGAAUUAAAAGAGAAGCAGCGGUCUAGAACACAACUUGUGAAGGAGAUAAGGAGACAAGCCAAUGAUGCCAGAAUGUACACCAUGUCCAUGCCAUACAAAGUCCAGCGUAUAGAGGAAUUUGUUAAACAACUUGAGUCCGGAGAUUUAAAACUCCGAGUGAGGGUACUUGAGUCAGAAAGAGCUGCUCGAAAGGCAACCGUACUUGAAAUGGCUACUAUUUAUACAGUUUUUGGUGCAACCCUGCUAAAUAUUGGGAUCACGGUUAGCAGCCAAGGUAGCCAAGUAAUAGCGAAUGGAUCUUUCAUUGGGGCUGGUGUUUUCUUCACGCUAUUAAUUGGGUCCAUGCAAAGAGUGAAGAAGCUUGAUAAAUUUGAGAGGAAGAUUUGAUCUUUUGCAGCAAACAAGCACCUCUCUUACCUGUAUAGUGAAU